GUAGUCCAUGUCCAUCACUAGAGGAGACAGCUCACCAAAAUUAACUUUUAUUUUUUGUUUUAAAUUCUUAAAUUUUUUUAUUUGCGCAGAGGCGCUCCUUAGAUCUGAGUAACUAGCUUUAUUCGCGACUCAAUUCCAUGCAAAAAACAAGCACACACUAUAGGAAAACAGCAAAAACAACGAAAGAAAAGCGUUUCGAUUGGUGUGAAAAAUUUCAAGGAUAGAAAAAAACAAUUUAAGUUUUAAAAAUGGUUGAUAAAUUUAUAAGCAUGUGGAAAGUUCGUGAAUUGGCUGACAAAGUCACCAAUGUCGUAAUGAACUACACAGAAACGGAAGGAAAGGUACGCGAAGCAACCAAUGAUGAUCCUUGGGGGCCAACUGGACCACUAAUGCAAGAGUUGGCCCAUUCAACCUUCUCGUACGAGACUUUUCCUGAGGUCAUGUCAAUGCUAUGGAAACGCAUGCUUCAGGACAAUAAAACGAAUUGGCGGCGAACCUAUAAAAGUUUACUUUUGCUAAACUAUUUGGUGCGAAACGGAUCCGAACGAGUGGUUACCUCAUCCCGGGAGCACAUUUACGAUUUGCGUUCACUGGAGAAUUACACGUUUACAGACGAGGGUGGCAAGGAUCAGGGAAUUAAUGUUAGACAUAAGGUUAGAGAGCUUAUAGACUUUAUACAAGACGAUGAUCGCUUGCGAGAGGAACGCAAGAAGGCCAAGAAAAAUAAGGACAAGUAUAUUGGAAUGAGCAGUGAUGCAAUGGGCAUGCGAAGUGGAGGCUACAGUGGCUACAGUGGUGGUGGUGGUGGUGGCGGAGGCGGCGGCGGUGGCAGUGGUGGUGGCUACAAUGAUGGAGAUUGGCGUACUUCAAACCGUGGCGAUAAUUGGUAUUCGGAUAAAAGCGCCGCAGAUCGUUAUGAGGAUGAAGAUACGCACUAUGAUGGAGAGCGUGAAGGCUCAGACAGUGAUUCACCUAGUCCUAGAAGGAACUAUCGCUACAAUGAUAGGGCUAGUCCCGCAGAAGUGGCCAGUGAGAGCAGCAAACCGCCAAAUUUGAAUAUGAAUAUACGUACCAAGACGGUCAGUUCGCCGGUAACCAAACAGACCACUGCAUCUGCCAAGCCAUCGCAAAAGAAAAUUGAUUUAGGUGCAGCAGCCAAUUUCGGCAAGGCACCGGCGGAUAGCGCCGCUGGAAUACAUUCACCCACGCACCGGGACACGCCUAGCAAUACGUCAAGCAAUAAUAAUAACGAUCUGCUGGAUGAUCUCUUCAAGACAUGCACAACGCCAACAUCACAAUCACAACCACCGAGUCAAGGGGCGAAUCUUGUCGUCGAUGACGAUGACGAUGACUUCAAUCCACGAGCAAGUGAUGCUGGUGGCCAAGAAUUUGGUGAUUUUGCUACCGCAUUUGGUGGAGGAGGAAAUUCAUCACUACCAGCACCACCAACACCAGAAUUGCCUUCAACGGGCAUACUGUCGUCCAGCAAUGAUGAGUUUGCUGACUUUGCUGCAUUCCAUGGCUCAUCGCCAGCCACCACAACGACGACGACGGCGGCGACUACUUUGUCAUCGGCGCUCGAUGGAAAUUUAUUGGCAACUGCGACGCCGGCGAAUGAUUCAUUUGAUUUGUUCAAUUCAGCUGGACCACAAGCGGCCACAACGGCCACAGAUCUAUUGGCCGGACUUGGCGAUCUAUCCAUACACCAAAGCAUGCCGAUGGCUGUUGAAAUGCAGUUGACAACACCACCAUCAUCAUCAUCACCAACGCUAACCACCCCAGCUACAGCUCUAACUCCGCCACCAGAGGCCGUAAUUCUAGCCCUAAACAAAGCCAUCAGAGAACUUAGUAACUUGCAGCAAGUGCAGAGCUCAUCAGAUGCAUCCCAUGUGGCGGGCAUACUGCAGAGGCUUAACGAAUCGAAUUCCCUGCCUGGUUAUGUUACACCAGAGCAACUGGUGGGUCUUGAUAGCCAGAUCUAUGACUGGUCUUUAUUGGCUAGUGCGGAGUAUUCGCGACUUUUAAAACAAUUGAUGAGACUAUUCAACGAUAGUUGGCCAAAUCCCACACAGGACUUAGAUGUCUUGAAUGUGUUUAAAAUGGAUCAGAGUUUCGCCUUCAUAGAAGUGACAUUUGAGGAGUUGCUUCAGCAGGGAUUGCCCUAUGCGGCGAAUAGUACGACUUCCAUGUUGGCAGCUCUCUUAAAGGAUGAACGAUUGCUGGCCCUUAGUCUUCUUCACAUUUCGCGUCAGCGUGGAACUUUAAUGCAGCGUUUUGGCCGCACAAUAAAAAUUAUGCCUGAGAAGUUGAUGGAAGAACAUGAUGCCAAGGCCAAGCACUUCCUACAGUUGCUAAUGGGAUUGCCUAGUCUGGUGGGGAAUGCUGUAGGACGACGAAUGCCAGAGAUAUAUUCUCCGCGUUCGUAUGGUCAUUUACUACUGGGCCAGUGGCUUAAAUCCUUACAUUUCGUAUUGCAAUGUGAGGACAUCGAGAGCUUCUUUAAUUUGGAGCCUUACUCCUGGUUCCUUUCGCGUCUCUUGAUGGAUUUCCAUGAUGGACCGAUUACUGAGAAAUUUGUGCAAAUACUGGAGAACUAUGCCGUGUGGCCUCAUGCACGGCAAGUCAUUCAAUCUAUUAUGAAAGGUCUGGAACCAGCUGCCUGCUUAAAGAUUGCCCAAUCAGCUCUCAACUGUCACCUGAAUCUGUUUGUGCUUCUGGGUGAAUUGGCUUUAGAUACUCCGCACUGGAAGCAUUGUUUGCAUCAGAAGUUGCCACUGCAGAGAGCAAUAACCGAAAAUGAAGCUUUAAUUGGCUUGAUCAACUUUAUUCAUGUGGCAAGUCCUGCCCAAAUUCAUUUGCUCUUCAAACAGCUCUUGGGCAUUUGGUCGAAACGUAUUUCUUUGCAAAAACUAAGCUCUCAGGAGCAUCUAUCGAUGUCGAAACUGAUCAUACUAUCGGGAAAAUGUGUCGCGCAGGGACUACAAAUGGAUGUGGACAGCAAGCGGCAAUUACAUAAUGGUCUAAGUCAUCAUUUGCAAUCACCGGAUGCAGUGCAGCGACAUAUUGGCAUGAAAACUGUUGAAUUACUUUUCAAAUUUAUGGAAGCAUCCGAUACUAAAGAGGAGGAUUGCCUGAGAUUUGAUUAUCAGGCCAUGGAGCAAAAACCUGAAUGGAUUAUCUUUCAGCAACUCGAUGAGUUGGGCCAAUUUAAACCAGCUACUAAAGAUCAACUAGAUGAGAAGCCCAGCUUCAGGCCAGACCGAUUGAUAUUACUUUUACAGGACUUUAUGGGCAAUUUAAGUGAUGAUCAGAAACCACAAAAGAAAUUAGAGACGCCAGCCAAAAAAGAUAAUCCAAGAAUGCAAUUAGAUUCAGAUGAUGAUGAUGAGCCACCUUCCACUGAUGUUGGAGAUGAAGAUGAUUUAAAACCCUAUGAUAUGUCUAACGAUAUUUCCACCACUCUGGAACAACGACCAAAAUUUUUAAUGGACUUGUUGCAUCUCUUACGUUCCAAGGUCGAGAAUUAUCAGAUUUUUGAAGGAGCUUUGACUACAGCGGAGCAGCUAAUACGUGGCCAACUGAUUAAACAAGAUGCGAAACUAGGAAUUGAAUUGUUGCAGCUAUUUAUCACAUUGGAAAUGCAAUUCUAUUUCGAAAAUUUCGAACGUACCCAGUUCCAAUGUUGUGUGGCCAUUUGUGUGGCUCAUCCUGGUCCAUGUGCUGAAUAUCUAUGCCGAGAGUUUCACACGGAGAAUUCUCGCUAUGGCGCCAAUGUCCGAAUCUUAAUUCUACAAGUUUUGGGUGCAGCUGCCAAAGAGUUGGCUGGCAUAGAUACAGAACGAUCCAACGACACUAGCAAUCAAUCCUUGGAUAUUGUUCCUCCGGCUGCUAAGCAACCACGUAAAUUUUAUCUGCAAUCAGACCAAGAUGAUGCACACGCUCGUCUAGUGGCCGCCCAACGAAUUAUACGAGAACGUCUGCGCUUGAAGACGAAACGUUAUUUCAGCAAGGCAACGGGUCCAGAAGUGAUAGCCAAGGCUAAUCCCUUUCAUCCGGUGGCAGGAACAUUUUUCUUUAGUCUGGUACGAGGUCAACGUACCCGUCAAAUGCUCUAUGUAAGCUAUGAGGACAUUGCCCAUGAUAUUGAUACCAUGUUGCUGGUGAAUCUAUUGCAAACCUUGUCCAUUCUGGUGAUGUGCUCUCAGAAUUGUCCACUGUUGCCAGUGAUGAUGCGUGAAAUCUUUGAUCUUUGCGCCUUUGUACGUUUCAAUGCCGAGUCUCGAGUGCGAUCAGCUACUUUACAAUUAAUUGGCAUAUCGCUGGUGAAUAUGCCGCCAGAAGUGCUUGCCCAGAAUUUCGCCGAAUCUCUCAAUGAGCUUCAACGUUGGCUAGAGGAUCUAGUGCGUUCACCAUUAAUUGGUGGAGAAUCGUCGGAUGAAUGUCGUGAUCUUUCCCAGCAGAUACUGGACACAUGCUAUAAGCUAUUUAGUGUUUCCGUUACGGAGCAGUCCUAAUCAACUCUUUUUCUCUCUAAGCACCAUGUGCCAUUUGGUUUUAUAAUUUGGCAUUAAAAUCUUAUAAAUAAGUAAACUACAUAAAGUAUUGUAUAUAUAUUUAACCAAAUACACAACAGAACAAAGUGUUAGAAUUAAAUGAAAUAUAAUUUAGAGAUAUAAGCACUUAAAGUUUUCGUAUAUUCUAAAAGCUUUCAUCUCUUGGAGCUAUUAAAUGACAUAUUUAAACAAUCCUUUAUCACUUAUACCACAUUCCCCUCGGAAUCUCUUGAUAAUUAUAAAUGCCAACAAUCUGAAAACAUUUUAGAUCAUUAGAAGUUGACUUUUUGUAUUCGCCAUUUAAGUGUGAAUUUCAAUAAAAGAAAAAAAAAAUGACCAAAAAAUAA
Molecule: messenger RNA, 4900 nt
Organism: Drosophila willistoni
Lineage: Eukaryota; Metazoa; Arthropoda; Insecta; Diptera; Drosophilidae
Gene: lqfR
Product: clathrin interactor 1
Exons: 6
Coding region: 249-4514 (1421 amino acids)
Biological process (GO): endocytosis
Cellular component (GO): plasma membrane; endosome; clathrin vesicle coat
Molecular function (GO): clathrin binding; phospholipid binding
Source: RefSeq, a predicted model, not a curated record